Drosophila serrata is the source of this 1242-nucleotide messenger RNA. Its product is annotated as ELAV-like protein 1. Gene Ontology annotation, molecular function: RNA binding. Gene Ontology annotation, cellular component: ribonucleoprotein complex. The record is from RefSeq and is a predicted model, not a curated record. Lineage: Eukaryota; Metazoa; Arthropoda; Insecta; Diptera; Drosophilidae.
UCGCCCAAGUUGCCAGACUUCCUGCCUGCCAACAGGAAAUACCAUCUCUAGUAUAAAGUUUUUUUUUCUUUUUUCACUUCCGUCUGAAUUCUUUUUUAUAGUUCUUCGAAAGGAUAAUCAUGCAGAACCCCGAAAAUUGGAUCAACACGGAGCUGGACGAUCUCCACGUUAAGUCACGCCCGACGAACCUCAUCAUAAAUUUUCUUCCCAGAGAUACUACGGACGAUGAGCUGCUCAAAAUAUUCUCCACAUUUGGGAGUAUUCGUAGUGUCAAGAUAGUUCGUGAUGGUUUUGGCCUUUGUGUUGGCUAUGGGUUCGUCAAUUUUGAAAGUACUAACGGUGCCAAAAUGGCCGAAAUCCUCUUAAACGGACUGCAGUUGCGCAACAAGCGCCUGAAGGUGGCCUUCGCCCUGCCCCGCAGUAGAGACACUGCCAAGUGCAAUCUUUAUAUUAGGUUUCUGCCGGCGAAGGUGAACGAGAUGUUGCUGGAAACCCUAUUCCAAGACUACGGCGGAAUCUGGUCGGUGAAGAUUUUGCGCAACAAGACGAGCAGCUUGAUGUAUCCACAGCAUAAUGUGGCCUAUGUGCGCUUCAGGCAACCCGCGGAUGCCGAGAGGGCCAGGAUCGCCCUCGACGGGUACCGCUUUCCGGGAUCCAAUGACCCCAUCUCUGUCCAGACUGCAAGAAACUUGAGGCGUGAAGAGGAGACACGUUGGUCGCGUCAGAUGAUGAAAACCCAGGUGAUGGGUUUCAAGUUUUCUCAAGCUCCAGACUCAGAUUCAGAGUGUGCCCUAGAUAUGCCUUGGUCUCCUUUGCGAGCUUCAGAGGCUCCCAUCCGUCCUGAAGGAUUCGUCUUUUCUGAUUAAGAUUGAGAUCUUGCCGCCAAAAAGACCCCUUCGCUUUGUUUAUUAACAUCCAAGCGAAGUAUUUCCAACGGAUUCCUCUUUUCAAAAUAAGAUUGAGAUCUGGCCAUCAAGGAGAACACUUGGCUUCGUUUACAACUACCAAAAAUCCAACCGAAGUUUCUUUAGCGUCACCAAGGACUCAUCUUUCCUGGUUUAGAUUGAGAUCUUGCCAGCAUCACCACCAAAAAUCAAAUCGGAGUUUCUCCAGCUUCCUCGCAGAUCUCCUCAAUUUCAAAGUAUUAUUUAAACAUAAUUUCCGAUAUUUUUUAUCAAAUUACAUUUCUGUAAACACUUAUACAUUUUUAUACCAAAGGAAUAUUUUUGGGCAUGCUUGAAG